AUGACGAACUCCACUUCAGCAGUAAAUCUGACAGAUGUACCCGCUGGUGGCCAAACCACCGCCGAAAUUAUCAUUUCUGUCUUUGAAAUCGCCAUUGUUCCAGUUAUAGUUGGUGGCAACAUCCUCAUCAUCUCUGCUGUUUGUCGUUUCAAGAAUUUGAGGUCUGCCAGUAACGUCAUGAUUGCCUCCCUUGCCGUUGGAGAUCUAAUGAUGGGCGGGAUAUACAUGCCGACGAAACUGCUUCUGACUUUUUAUGGUCACCUGUUUGCACAUCGAAUGCCGUGUCUGAUAAAUAUUUUUCUUUCAUCCUUCUCUGUAAUGACAGCCAUGCUGUUACUGUCUAUGAUCUCGAUAGAACGCUUUUACGCGGUGCAGUUUCCCUUUCACUAUCACUCCAACAUGACGGCUCGGCGUUGUGUCGCAUGGAGUACAACAACGUUUGCCGUGUCGUUGGUUAUGGCGCUCCCCAGUCUUGGUGGAAUUGAUCUUUGGACUUCCGGCAUUCGAUGCCUCAACACCAAAGUUCUCCCUGGCUAUUACGUAUGGAGUUUGACGUUAGUUAUAUUAAUGGUGCAACUGGUAGGAUUUCUCUGUUUUCUGCGAGUGCUGGCUGCAGAAAUCAGCAUCAGGAUGCGAUUUGUGAACGUGCAACAAUCUGAACGCAGAUGUCCUGAUUCUGUCAAGUCCACUCUGAUCCUGACUGUGUACGUCUUCUCGAUACUGUGCUGGAUCCCUCAGGCCGUUUAUCUGUUCGUCGCCAAGCUCAACCCCCAGACUGUCUCCGUGUUCAACCUGAGGGUCGUGUCCUUCACGGCAGUCUGCAGCUCUGGCGUCAACUGCUUCAUAUACGGUACCAAGAACAGCAGCUUCAGAAGAGCUUUCAGGAAGAUGUUCAGAUGCAGAGUCAGGCAAGUGGAACCGAUGGCAAUGACAGAGGGAAUUACUCGACAAGGUAGCUCUUGUAUCACUCAGUGA
This is a messenger RNA of Gigantopelta aegis, 975 nucleotides long. RefSeq names its product melatonin receptor type 1B-B-like. Gene Ontology annotation, biological process: G protein-coupled receptor signaling pathway. Gene Ontology annotation, molecular function: neuropeptide Y receptor activity. NCBI's taxonomy places the organism in Eukaryota, Metazoa, Mollusca, Gastropoda, Neomphalida, Peltospiridae. Bases 1 to 975 code for a protein of 324 amino acids. The transcript has a single exon. Gene Ontology annotation, cellular component: membrane. The record is from RefSeq and is a predicted model, not a curated record.